Messenger RNA from Physella acuta, 1078 nucleotides. RefSeq names its product DNA replication complex GINS protein PSF3. Gene Ontology annotation, biological process: mitotic DNA replication initiation. The record is from RefSeq and is a predicted model, not a curated record. Gene Ontology annotation, cellular component: GINS complex. Lineage: Eukaryota; Metazoa; Mollusca; Gastropoda; Physidae.
ACCAAGUGAACAUGGCGGCAUAUUCAGUUCAUUCAGCCACCACAAACAAUUAUUUUAGUUUAGAUGAUAUUUUGGCUAGUCAAGAAAAAAUACCAUGCACAUUUAACAUCGAAGUAGCAUCCAUGGGCUAUCUGGAUCAAAGUACAAAAGAUGCAGACAUUAGUGCUGGUACCAAGCUGGAACUUCCAUUCUGGCUGGCUCGUUACUUGAACAGAGGGACAAGAAGCAUUGUAGAUUUAGAAACUCCCAAGACAUAUAGAGAGGGCUAUAGACAUAUUUUUACAGCUGACCCUAAUGUUGUCGAUUUACACAGACUUGGACCUUAUUUUUAUUUGUUUGGAGGAAAAUUACUUUCCUUAAACUUAGCAGAUGCUGAUGAUAUUGCUAAUGUUCUCUUAAAGACAUUCCAAGGCCGGUUUCGGCGCAUUAUGGAUGGCUCACAAAAUGCAUUGCACACAGAUAUUACGACCCAAACAAGCUUACUUGAUGAACAGGAACGGCAAAUUUUUGCAGCUGGACAGCUGAGUUUCCAUGAUUUUCAAAAGUGGGAGAGUAGAGAAUCUGAAAAGCUAUGUACUUCUGUUAUGGUUGCUAACCAUAGAAAAAGGAAACGUAUUGGCUUUAUUUCACAAUCAACAUAAAUGUUAUCUUUAGUUAAAUAUUAAAUUUCUUUAAAAAUAAAUCAUUUUCAUGAAAUAAAAACAAGAUUUGUAAAUAUUUUUGUAUAUAAAUAUAAAAGAAUUUGAAAAAGAAUUAAUGUAUUGAUAAUAAUUAUAAACAAAUUGUGUUUUUAAUAAAAAUGUUCAUAAAUUGGUUAAUAGAAUUACAAAAUAUGUAAAGGGUUCUGUGGACUCUUUGCAUGGGAAAAGUUAACCAACCAGUUUUAUACUUAUGCACAUGCUUGUAACAAUUCAUAAUGAAUAAUUACACUGUAUGUUUUGUAGCAAGAAAUGAGAUGUUAAUGUAUCAAAUACCUGUAAAUUGUGUUCUUAAUUAAUUUACUCACUAUUUUUCUGAGACAGGCAAGUAAAUUGCAUAUAAAUGAAUGUUGCUUUAUAAAUAAAAGCAGUAAUUUCAA